Molecule: messenger RNA, 1968 nt
Organism: Boleophthalmus pectinirostris (great blue-spotted mudskipper)
Lineage: Eukaryota; Metazoa; Chordata; Actinopteri; Gobiiformes; Gobiidae
Gene: stmn2a
Product: stathmin 2a
Exons: 5
Coding region: 592-1131 (179 amino acids)
Biological process (GO): microtubule depolymerization; neuron projection development; regulation of microtubule polymerization or depolymerization
Cellular component (GO): cytoplasm; growth cone; neuron projection
Molecular function (GO): tubulin binding
Source: RefSeq, a predicted model, not a curated record
CCAGCACAGUCCAAGCCUGGUGCUUGACUAUCAUAAAUAUUGAACGUUCAAUAUCUAUGCUUGACUAUAAACACUGUAGGCCUCUAUACUUCAAAUAAACGAUACAUUUACAUGACCAGAUAACUAGAUUAAUCAGUUAACCCAGUAACAAAAUCUGAUUUUGGCAUAUAAAUAGCUACUGUCUCUUUGCAACUGACUUCAGACGAUAGAGUUUCAAAUGUUAUUUUUUAUAUUAGGCCGAUUUACUGUAGAGUUAGUACAGUUACAGCUUCAUCUCCAUGAGUCACUGAUGACGCUAAUGUGCCCGGUGACCGGUCCCGAAGUAAUGGUGCUGAUUUAUUGAAAUUCUGCAGCCUGUUCCCAGAAAUAAUCUAACAGUGGGAUGAGGAUAUCGCAGCACACUGGCCCACUGCUGGUCGCAUAGAGCUGAACUGCGUCUGCGCGUAAGAGGAGUGUCCGUGUGCACGCGCUCUUGCCUCCUACCAUCCAUCCGAUCUGGACUUGCUGUGUUCGCUGACUCAGUGCCUUAAGCAACAUCCCUGUUCACCUGAAUACAGCUCCACAAUCCUCUGCGGUGAAAUACCAUCCAGCAUGGCCAAAACAGCAGCAGCCUACAAAGAAAAGAUGAAGGAGUUGUCCGUCUUCUCCCUCAUCUGCUCCUGUUUUUACCCUGAAUCUCGCAAAAACCUCAUUUGCGAAUUUGAAGACAUGGAGGUGAAACCAAUAGACAAGCGAGCAUCUGGACAGGCUUUUGAGGUGAUUCUUAAGCCUUUAUCUCCGGUGUCAGAGGUGUCCCCAGGUCUGCCCUCUCCACCCAAGAGGGACAUCUCACUGGAGGACAUCGAGAAGAAACUGGAGGCAGCAGAAGAGCGGAGGAAGUCCCAGGAGGCCCAAGUGCUGAGGAUGUUGGCUGAGAAGAGGGAGCACGAGCGGGACGUGCUGCUCAAGGCCAUGGAGGAAAACAGUAACUUCAGCCGGAUGGCCGAGGAGAAACUCAUGAUGAAGAUGGACCAGAUCAGGGAGAACCGCGAAGCCCACCUGGCCGCCAUGAUGGAGCGUUUACAGGAGAAGGAAAGACACGCCGCGGAGGUGCGCAGGAACAAAGAGAUUCGGGAGGAGCUGACAGCAUGAGCCCAGUGCUUCUACAGUGAAACUCCAUCUCCCUGAGUCCUGAACAUCACCUCCUCCACACAGCAUCACUAGUACAGACACUUGCAGUCUUAUUUAUGGAUACAACUACAGUAACAAUAAAUUCAACUGAUUAGAGUAGAGAGUAUUAUUGAGUAUUUAUCUUGACUGAUUUAUUCAUAUCUGAGUGAAGUGCAUUAAAUGUACAACACAGUAUUUUUUACUUUGUGGAUAUUUAUUUAAUUUAUUGAAAGGCCUUUGAUGGGUGAGUUGGUUCUAGACUGAGUGUGUUAUGUCACGAUUAUGUAUGAUCAUGUGUUUGUGUCUUUUGUGAAGAACGAUGGUUGGUGAAUUGUAGAUAACAGACUUUUCUCACUGUUUUCAUCCAUAUCCCACACUUACAUGGAAACGAAAAUGCCAAACACACAUUUAAACGUGUCCACUUUCUCUAUAGAUAGACCUUGAGGUGCUUUAUUAGAAUCAAGAAUGUUUCUGCCCAACUGGAGCAGCUCUUUGUACACCUGUUUUUUUUCACCGUCCUUGUCAUUUUGCUCAAUAAUUUUGUAAAAUAGGCUACACAGUAUUUGAGAGCUCAUUGACGGAUUGUUAUGCCACACUAAAGUUCUCUGAAUAGUCUUGGACAAUGGAAUGUGCUUUUUGCUCCAACCUUGGUAUCGGUAUUAGUGAAAAUAAUUAUGUCUGGUCUGGCUUUCUGAAUGUGAAUUAUCCAUGGCGCACCUGUAUUUGUGUCUGCUCCAGUCAGGGGCUUACAAAGGGACAGAGGCACUCUGAACUAGUCUCUUUUUAAAUUCACUGGUAUGAACACACUGCUGCUUGUAU